Molecule: messenger RNA, 1479 nt
Organism: Penicillium pulvis
Lineage: Eukaryota; Fungi; Ascomycota; Eurotiomycetes; Eurotiales; Aspergillaceae
Product: copper fist DNA-binding domain-containing protein
Exons: 3
Coding region: 1-1479 (492 amino acids)
Biological process (GO): intracellular copper ion homeostasis; positive regulation of transcription by RNA polymerase II; intracellular iron ion homeostasis
Cellular component (GO): nucleus
Molecular function (GO): DNA-binding transcription factor activity, RNA polymerase II-specific; copper ion binding; RNA polymerase II cis-regulatory region sequence-specific DNA binding
Source: RefSeq, a predicted model, not a curated record
AUGCCGCUCGACGAAGAAGGAAACAAGUGGUCCUGUGAACCUUGCGUUCGUGGCCAUCGAUCCUCCAAAUGUAUGCAUUUCGAGCGGGUGAUGGCAAGAGUGCCUAAGGCUGGGCGACCCUUAUCAAAGUGUCCGCAUCCCCAAGGUAAUUGCGGCUGUGUAAAGACAUGGUUCGUAGUGGUGCGGAUUCCCAGAGGUUCUGGCUGUGUGUGCCGACCGGUCUAUACAGUACCUGCUACUCCAAACGAUUCAGAUGAAUCUACUCCCGCCGUACCGCAAGCUACAUCGCCGGCACCGGGCAAAAUUCAGAAGUCUACAAGGAGGCAGAGCCAUAUCCAAGCGGCACCGGAGAACAUAGCAAAGGCCCUAGAAGCCAUGCCGGACAAGUUAAAGUUGGAGGAUGGGGCCCCUAAAUACCUUGCUGGCCUUCCUCAGCACCAGCAUGGUCUGAAUGACAAACGUUCUCCAAACCUCAAUGAAACACCCUCGCCUCCACCUGUUGCCCCGAGCAGUGGAAGGUCAUGUUGCGGUGGAAAGACAAAUGCUCCCUCAGCACCGAAUCCCUCGACUCCGCAAAUGUCUAGCCAAACCCAGCAUCCUGUUUUGGAUGAGAACAACUUGCCUUAUAUGGGUUACCCGUGGCAAAGUUCAAUGCCCCCAACGCAGGCAUCGCCUAUGCAGCCUUUCGGCAUGCAACCGACCCCAGUCCAACAGUACGUGAAUGGUUUCACGCCAAAUAUCCCUUCUGCGUCAUAUUUGCACUCCAUGAAUCGCCUUCAUAUUUCCGAAAGCUCCAUGUCUCCGUUUGCCGCUCAGAAUGCCUAUGCUCCGGCACCGGCAGCAACUCCUGGCAGCUGUCUCGAGUGCGAAUGUGGAGAUGAAUGUCAGUGUCUAGGCUGUGCCACUCACCCCUACAAUAAUACAACUCGCCGGCAUGUUCAAGAGAUGAGUGCCAUGCUGUCCUUUGACAGGGAUGAAAUAUCAACCGAACCCAUGACGGAACCCUGGAGAACUCCCCAUCCAUUGCACAGCACUCCGAUGACUUUUGAACAAUUUAUGCAUCCCAUGGACCAUCACAUCCACCAAAGCAUAAAUCAACAUGAGUACUCAGAUCUCAACUCGGCUGUACCUAGCGGAUACGCGUCUCCUCUACCGGCAGGCAAUCAGCUGAUGCAAACAUCAGACUAUCUGACUCUGCAAUACCCCGUUGGAAUACCCUCAGCCUGCUCUGACGUUACAGGGAGCUGUCAAUGCGGCAACGACUGCACCUGCUUUGGGUGCGUCACGCACAGCGGUCACAACGGUAUUUCUCUGGAUGCGCCCUUGCCCGAAACAUCUAGCGCCAAUACUACAGGGUCCCAGACACAAUGUCAUGGAAUGGCUGUCCCAACCUCUGAUGGCUCCACAGGCUCCCGAUUUCCAGUCUUGGAAAACGUCUCAGUGCCCUGCUUGAGUCCGCGCAAUUUUCACACCCAAUGA